UUUUUAUAGAGAAUGAAAUAAUAAAAUAGAAAUAUUGCUGAAUCCGGUAGAGGUAGUUUCUCUCAGCUAAGUGGCUUAGAGUUGGAGAAUAUCUUGGGUUUCUCAAAGGGCUUGGCAGAGAGGUGAAGAUGGCAAGACUUGUAAAGAGUUUCCUGCAAUCCAUGUUGAAAUUGGUGAAUUUGGUUAUGGGAAUGGUUGGAGUGACCAUAAUUCUGUAUGGCUUGUGGAUGAUGAGAGUUUGGCAGAGGGACAUGCAGGGGUCCUCCUCUGAUAGUUUUGAACCACCCCAUUUUCCAUGGUUUAUAUGGGCUUCUAUCAUCACUGGCAUCAGUUUUUGUGUGAUAACAUCCAUAGGUCACAUUGCUGCAGACACUGUAAAUGGUCAUUGCCUCUCUUGUUAUAUGGUGAUUCUCGUUUCGCUUCUCCUGCUGGAAACAGCGCUUGCAGCAGAUAUAUUCCUAAAUUCAGAUUGGGAGAAGGACUUACCCGAGGAUCCAACAGGGAGGUUUGAUGAUUUCAAAGAUUUUGUGAACUCAAAUAUUGAGAUGUUCCAAUGGAUAGGCUUGCUGAUUGUUUUAGCACAGGGCAUUUCCAUCUUACUGGCCAUGGUGCUAAGAACUACUGAGCGAGGACAAGCAUCCAACUAUGACAGUGAUGAUGACUACACAACAGCCGGGAACCCCCUAUUGAACCGGCCUGUUCAGCCACUUCCUUAUGUUGCUAAUGAUGCCUGGACCGUGGGUCAUGAUAAUGUAAUCAGUUAUUCACAGCCAUAUUUUACUGCCUGAGGUUUCUGAGGGAGCUUAUGAUUUCUCAUUCAACAUGUAUUUUUCCCUUUCUCAGAUGAAAAAGUGAGGAGAUUUUGCAUCAAAUGUGGAAGAUACAAGAAGGAAAAAACAUGGGACUAAUCAGUUUGGUAGUGGUGGCAUCAGCUUUCCUUAGUGAGACUUCAAUGUUGAAGUGGUAGUGUGCAUGGGUUUCAUUGUGGUUGAAGUGGAAAUGGUGUAAAGAUUACAUAAAUGGUUUAAGGACUUUUUGUUGUAGAACAAAUAUCAGAGACUAAAAAUUUCAUAAUUGUCUGGGUUUGUUUUUUUUUUA
Messenger RNA from Vitis riparia (riverbank grape), 1098 nucleotides. RefSeq names its product tetraspanin-19-like. The transcript has 5 exons. Gene Ontology annotation, cellular component: membrane. NCBI's taxonomy places the organism in Eukaryota, Viridiplantae, Streptophyta, Magnoliopsida, Vitales, Vitaceae. The record is from RefSeq and is a predicted model, not a curated record. The coding region runs from base 129 to 788 and encodes 219 amino acids.